ACAUGGAGAGGCUCCAUGGUUAGACAGUUGGUUUAUGUUGGAUGUUUGAUACAGGAACCUCUCGAGAAAAUCAAUUUGUCAAUGAUUGGUGGGUUUGGGGGACAGAACAUUCUAGUGGAGUGCCGUAGUGUCGGUGGAGCACGCUAAUUAUUGGCAGAUACCGCGGCUGCUGGUGACACGGGUUUGUCCACUGCCUUAACGAUCCGGCCAAAUAUCACUGACCACCUUUCCAAGUACGAACGAACGGGAGUAGAUAUCUUGACGUCCACAUCUGGCGAAAGCUAGAGGGAGAGGAAGGGACCGGAAGGAGCACGCCCUUCUUCAAAAUCAACUUGAAUGGCCCUAUUGUGAAUUUAAGGUAACUCGGAGGGAAAGACAGACAUAUUUUCAUAUGUGGAAGAUAAAACAUUUUGAUAUGACUUGUGACAAGGUUAAUGUCGAGGGAUUUAUUCUAGUUGAACAAAUCAUCAUUCUUGACACUUGAUUGUGUGUAGAACGUCACGGAUAUCGGUCACAUGUUAAUCUUGAUAGCAGAAGAAACUAACAACACUGGAAACGUUCCCCAGAGAUAUGGCCGCAUCUGGGAGGGCGGUGCGGUCAAAUUCUAAAAGUACAGGCAUGAAUGUCGACAUGUCGGAGGUGUGGCAACCGCGAGAAAAGGUCCCGAAAGAUCGUUCCGUCCGCUUGCGUGUUAUGCCUGAGCAAAGCAAUGAUUACCGUGUGGUAGUGUUUGGUGCCGGCGGAGUGGGCAAGAGUUCGCUCGUGCUGCGCUUCGUGAGGGGCACGUUUAGGGAGAGCUACAUCCCCACCAUAGAGGACACGUACAGACAGGUAAUCAGCUGUAACAAACAGGUGUGCACCCUACAAAUCACAGAUACAACCGGCAGCCACCAGUUCCCCGCCAUGCAACGAUUGUCGAUCUCCAAAGGACACGCGUUCAUCUUGGUGUACUCCAUCACUAGCAGGCAAUCGCUAGAGGAGCUCAAACCAAUAUUCGAUGAAAUCGCGGAAAUCAAAAGUGAAAUGGAAAGUAUACCUACAAUGUUAGUGGGAAAUAAGUGUGAUGAAACGAACCGUGAGGUCCCACAAAGAGAAGGGGCGGAAUUAGCAAAAAGAUGGAAUUGUGCUUUCUUAGAGACGUCAGCGAAGACGAAUCAUAACGUGAAGGAGUUGUUCCAGGAACUCUUACAGCUAGAAAAAAGGCGAACUAUGAGUUUACAAUUAGAGACAAAGAAAACCAAAUCACAGAAACGCAAGGAAAAGUUGAAAGGCAAAUGUACCGUUAUGUAAACAUUCAAUAGAUGUGGAUUUGUAUAUAUAGCAUUACGUCCAUAGCCUUACUCUACGGACGUGGGGAAGUUAAAUACAUUCUGUCGAGUUUCCCUCAAUGAGGAGUGACGCCGCAUACAGGAUCCAGCGGACGGUUCUAGUGCAAUUAGAUCUACUCAAUGGACAGAACAUGUCAUAAUAUGUCAUGUCCGUCUGUCGUUAUAUCCGUGGAUAUCUGUCUAGAUUCAUCAUCAGUGUCAAGAAAAGCCCAUCUCUUUCUAAUGUCCAGUAGUGUAAAUAUAUCCCUAGAAGAAAUGAUAUGGGACUAUCGACCUAGAAGCUGACUGUUUGUAGAUUGAUCGAUGUCUUAAUCCAGUGAUGUGGAAGAGUUUCACUGACCGAGUGUAAUCUGUCAGUGCUCGGCCAGGCAGGGGUUAGCGAUCUGUCACAUGAGGUGGACAAACAAAUUCGUCUAGAGUUAUCUCUCGUUAACUUCUAAUUACUCACCAGGGACCGUUUCUAGCGCCCAGACAGCGCCAUCUACUUCUUGCUAUGAUUUCUCUAUUGAUCCCCAAUUUGGAAUACAAGUUAGCAAUGUCAUAGAGAAGUGGUUCGUUGGGUCUCCGGUCUCUCUGCGGUGCUUUCUGUAAGUUUGCUGCGCUGUAGUGGUCUAUGUUCUGUUUUGUGGAUGCUUGGCGAUAAGUUUUAAAGACUGUGUAUUUAAUCUGUUGGUAAAUACAUACUAGACUUUUUCAUGUUUUAUAACCAAGCCGUACACGGAAACGCCAAGUUAAUACGUCUGUGAUAUAGCAGUAAAACUCGGUCGUAGUUAGAGAGUUUGUAGAUAUACGAGGACAUCCGAAAUAGGUUAGACGGAACACUACUGGUUUUAUUGUUCACCUCCUAAGCGAAAGGUAGGUUUGUUUAGAACGUCCAACAGUUGUAACCACAUUAUCGGAUAAAGGAACCAUACAAAACCCAAUAUAUCUGAGUUUAAUAUCCUCAAACAAUCUGUUAUAAAAAUACAUAUGUCUUAGAAAUACAGAAUCUGUGUUAAACCUACAGUUUGACUUCCGACUGUGUUACAGGGUAUACUUCUGCCUACAGAUAUUUUAUCAGUAAGACAUGGACCGUACGUUCUAUGCACACAACGUCAGACAUCGGUACUGUAGAACUAUUGAUUGCAGCAAACAAAUGUAGAUAUUUUUGCCAUGUAUUGAUUGUGAUUUUUUUUCGUUUAGUACUCGCUUGUUUUAUGACUGUUAUAUAACUUGUGUAACUAUACAGGUAUCACUGAUUAAACCUUAAUUGUUUUAUAACUUGUGUAACUAUACAGGUAUUACUGGUUAAACCUGUAAUUGUUAUACAACUUGUGUAACUAUACAGGUAUGACUGGUUAAACCUGUAAUUAUUAUAUAACUUGUGUAACUAUACAGGUAUUACUGGUUAAACCUGUAAUUGUUAUAUAACUUGUGUAACUAUACAAGUAUGACUGGUUAAAUCUGUAAUUGUUAUACUUGUGUAACUAUACAGGUAUGACUGGUUAAAUCUGUAAUUGUUAUAUAUAACUUGUGUAACUAUAGAGGUAUGACUGGUUAAAUCUGUAAUUGUUAUACUUGUGUAACUAUACAGGUAUGACUGGUUAAACCUGUAAUUGUUAUAUAUAACUUGUGUAACUAUACAGGUAUGACUGGUUAAACCUGUAAUUGUUAUACUUGUGUAACUAUACAUGUAUGACUGGUUAAAUCUGUAAUUGUUAUAUAACUUGUGUAACUAUACAGGUAUCACUGGUUAAACCUGUAAUUGUUAUAUAACUUGUAUAACUAUACAGGUUUUACUGGUUAACCUGUAAUUGUUAUAUAACUUGUGUAACCAUACAGGCAUGACUGGUUAAACCUGUAAUUGUAUCACAACUGGUCAACUAUCACAGUCUUGUUAUCUCUUAAGGCUGUAUGCUACCUUACAGAAGACAUCUCUGUGUCACAGAUAGAUAUGUACAUCACUAUGCCUUUUAUUAUAUAUGUAGUACUCGCAGCAAUUAACGUCUAAUAAAAUGAGAUUGUGACAUAGCAGUAUAAUUCACGAUAUGGUAAUACAUGUUUAUUUAAAGUUUAAUUAAUCUAUUAGGAACCAACAAUGUCUGUUUGUUUCAGUAGAAUAUUAGUUGUUUACAUUUACUUUACCAUAUUAUUUCAUGUUAUAUAA
Messenger RNA from Pecten maximus, 3474 nucleotides. RefSeq names its product GTP-binding protein Di-Ras2-like. Gene Ontology annotation, cellular component: plasma membrane. Gene Ontology annotation, molecular function: GTPase activity; GDP binding; GTP binding. The record is from RefSeq and is a predicted model, not a curated record. NCBI's taxonomy places the organism in Eukaryota, Metazoa, Mollusca, Bivalvia, Pectinida, Pectinidae. The coding region runs from base 571 to 1290 and encodes 239 amino acids. The transcript has 4 exons. Gene Ontology annotation, biological process: signal transduction.